This is a messenger RNA of Vigna radiata var. radiata (mung bean), 1217 nucleotides long. RefSeq names its product probable protein phosphatase 2C 72. The transcript is spliced from 5 exons. NCBI's taxonomy places the organism in Eukaryota, Viridiplantae, Streptophyta, Magnoliopsida, Fabales, Fabaceae. Gene Ontology annotation, biological process: protein dephosphorylation. The record is from RefSeq and is a predicted model, not a curated record. Gene Ontology annotation, molecular function: protein serine/threonine phosphatase activity. The coding region runs from base 7 to 1020 and encodes 337 amino acids.
GUCUCCAUGGGUAUCUGCAUAUCCUCUGAAUCUUCAGCGAUUCAUGGAGCGCCUGAAGAAGCUCGUGACGAAAAUGUGUUUGUGUUUGAAGCAACCAAGCUUCUCAGGGGACUUUCCUCUGCUUACUCUAAACAAGGUACCAAAGGGCUCAACCAAGAUGCUGCAACACUUUGUCAGGUUUAUGGGACGGCAAACGCAGCAUUCUGUGGAGUUUUUGAUGGGCAUGGAAGGAAUGGUCACAUAGUGAGCAAAAUAGUGAACAGCCGUUUGUGUUCACUCAUAGUGGACCAUAAAAAAGUGCAUGCAAAGAUUGAUAAGAAGAACAUCACAAGGCAUGUGGAGACAGUUGAAGAGGACUCACAAGCUCUACUAAACAAGAAUUUUGAAGAAUGGAAAGAAGCCAUUCUUGAUGGUUUCAGGGUGAUGGACAAGGAAGUGAAGCUACAAGAGAAUCUGGACUGCUCUUGCAGUGGAACUACGGCUGUAGUUGUCAUAAGACAGGGUGAAGAUGUUGUCAUAGCUAACCUUGGUGACUCUAGAGCAAUCUUGGGGACAAUCUCUGACGGUGAAAUCAUGCCCAUUCAAUUGACGACGGAUAUGAAACCUGGAUUACCUUGCGAAGCGGAACGAAUAAAAAGUUGCAAUGGCCGUGUAUUUGCCCUGAAGGAAGAACCACACAUCCAGCGAGUGUGGUUACCCGAUGAGAACUCUCCAGGUCUGGCCAUGUCUCGGGCUUUUGGAGAUUUCAUGCUCAAAGACCACGGCAUCAUUGCCAUCCCUGAAAUUUCGCAUCGCACUCUAACAUCUACCGACCAAUUUAUUGUUCUUGCAAGUGAUGGGGUGUGGGAUGUGCUAAGCAACGAGGAGGUUUCCUCAAUAGUGUGGGCAGCAGACACUGAAAAUGAAGCAGCAAGGGCUGUUGUGGAAGCAGCAGCGUUAGCAUGGAAAAGCAAGUAUCCUUCUUCUAAGUUAGAUGACUGCACAGCCGUUUGCCUCUUCCUACAGAAGAAACCCUCAUAAGUUCCUUUUUUCUUGGUAACAAAGUUGCCAUGUGAACGUGAAAUUAUAGCUCCUUACAUUACAUACAUAGCGCCUCGCAUGUCAUGUUGGGAAUUUACAUAGAAAACUGAUAAGAAGAUGUACUGCUUGUGUUAUUCUCAGUUAGCAUCCUCUAGUUUCUCUUUUUUACUUUAUAAAUCUCUAUGUAUCUCCUAUAA